Molecule: messenger RNA, 2784 nt
Organism: Dothidotthia symphoricarpi CBS 119687
Lineage: Eukaryota; Fungi; Ascomycota; Dothideomycetes; Pleosporales; Dothidotthiaceae
Product: TPR-like protein
Exons: 1
Coding region: 1-2784 (927 amino acids)
Molecular function (GO): protein binding
Source: RefSeq, a predicted model, not a curated record
AUGGGAGACGUUCUUAUUCGGUUCCUUCGCAGUUCCCUGCCCGAUGAACUUGUUGCCGUUCUCGAAGACGUGCUCAAGGCACUUGAAUCCGGCGACUUCUUAGCCAUUUUCCAGCAACCAGAGGUGCAGAUCUUACUUGGAUAUGAAGAUGACGAUGUCACGAAAGAUUUGAAGAGAGAGAAUUUCGGAACUUGGAGCGAUUACAUUUUCCGCCGACUGGGGCUGAUUUUGUCAAAACGGAGCGAAGAGGCGGAUACACCAAUACGCGAAACAGCAGCGUAUCGUCAGCACCUCUUUCUUGCGGUUGCAGUUGCAGCGCUGUGCGCGUUCAUACAGUCUACUGUUACGGGACCGCCAUUACCUUUCAAAUCUGCAGAUAUGUUGCUGCCGAAAGAUGUCUCUGGAGAUGUUGCACUGCUUAACAAGACGAGAGCAGAUCUGGUUGCGUCGAUGGGCGCGGACGGAAUUGCAGCAUAUAGGCUGACCCCGAAUAUCGAGCUUAUGUGUCUUGCGGACAUGAUUCUAACCUGUCCGCCGGUUCAGAAGAAUAUCGAGGUUUCGGCUUGGGCGAGAUUGAGGGUGAAUUUUGUGCAUCAAAGACUCUUGAGCGAAGUUGCGCCAAGUUUGCAGACUGCAAUCUAUGACGACUUGAAGAAUGUCGAGACGUUAAUUUUGAACUCGGACAAGAGCGAGGAGGUCAAGGAUUUGCAUACAAGUUUCUUGUUGGAAAGAGCGGCUGUCCAUACACAUCAUGGAUUCGACAAGAAAGCGAAAGCGGACCUAGAUCAGGCAACUUCGGAGCGCAAGUUUGAGUUUGCGCUGACGGGACUGUUGGGCAAGAGGACGAAAUUCCAGGAGAAGGAUUACAGUCAACUGCUUGUUCUAGCCCGAAGUGCUGGGUCAGAAACACUUGGGAAGACUGUGGAUGCUCCAAAGCCAACCAACCUAGAUUUAAAUGACGAUACCCUGCACGAAUCAAUCCAGUUCACGGAAAAGAAUUCAUCGAUGGACGUCAAGAACGAGUCUACACUACCAGCCAGUCUCACGGAGAUGGAUCCGUCGAAUCAGCCAUUACUCAAUCCACUAGACUCAGUGAUUCUACUCUCGCUCGCAGAGAGCAUCAAAAAUACAAACCCGGCUGAUGGAAUCACCAGAGAAGAGACGAUCCCGUAUGCGACUCGAGUGUUGGAAGGUGGUAGUUCAAACUGGCAAAUCUACACGCAGGCUCUCCUCGUGCGGAGUCGCAUCGAGGGCUACAAGUCGAGAACUAUGGAACGUGGUCUUCUCCAACUUCAAGCGCUUGUUGACCAAGUCAUUGCGGAGACAUCUGGCGACGCUACUACGGAUGCAGAAACCAAUGAGAAAGUGACAUCCUUCUUGCCUCUUGCAAAAGAUGAAGAAUCUGCAUCGGUAGCCGAUCGACUUCGCUACGUCUUCCCACUUUGUUCGCCCUCGCGCUGGGAACUGGAGGCCGAACUGGCUGCACGCUGGGUGAGUGUCGGUGGUUUACGUUCUGCGCUGGAGAUUUACGAACGACUGGAGAUGUGGGCUGAAGCAGCACUUUGUUGGGCAGCUACGGAGAAAGAAGAAAAGGCACGUAGGCUUAUCAGAAGACAACUCUUCCACGCCACCAAUGGUAACGACGAGACCGCCGAUCUCGAUGCAGAGACAUGGGACGGUCCAGCUCGACAUCCCGCGCCUGCUGAGGCACCCCGACUGUAUUGCAUCUUGGGUGACAUUGGUAAUGAUCUCUCGAUGUACGAGACGGCCUGGGAAGUCUCUGGCAAGCGAUAUGCGCGUGCUCAGCGCUCACUCGGCCAACGUUACAUCGCAAAACGCGACUACGAGAAGGCUGCAGAAGCUUACUCGCUAUCACUGAAAAUCAAUGGCUUGUACCAUCCUGCCUGGUUUGCACUCGGCUGCUCGUAUCUCGAGCUCCAGCAAUUCAAGAACGCAGUCGAGGCCUUCUCACGCUGUGUGCAGCUUGACGAUCACGAUGCAGAAGCAUGGUCAAAUCUUGCUGCUUCCCUCCUACACCUUCGUCCUAAAACUAGAACAGAGGAUGACGAGAACGGCGAAACGAAAAUAACAAAUCACCCGCGCACUGAUGCUCUCAAGGCAUUCAAACGCGCUGCAACAAUCAAACACGAUAGCUUCCGCAUCUGGACCAACGUUCUUGCCGUCGCUGCAUCCACCUAUCCUCCGUCAUGGGCUGACGUCGUAACGGCGCAGACCCGUAUCUGCGAGCUACGUGGUUCCACGGAGGGUGAGAAGUGCGUCGACGCAGAAGUAUUAGACAUGCUUGUCAAACACGUCGUACAGGCGGAAGAGGGCGUUGAUAUCUCCCGUCCAGGUCUGCCACGCAUGGUCAACGAGCUCGUCGAGAAACACGUGAAGCCGCUCAUUACAGUUUCCCCAAAAUUAUGGAGCGUACUGGCAACUCUGUACAUGCACACGCAGCGCCCCACUUCUGCAUUAGAAUGUCAUGAGAAAGCCUGGCGCGCUGUCACGAGCCAGCCGAAAUGGGAGUCCGGGACAGAGAAGCAGUGGGAUGUUGUAGUGGAUCAGACGAUUGAUCUCGUGGAUGCAUAUGAGACUUUAGGUCCGAGGGAGCGCAGUGAAGGGUUGGCGGCAGGAAGCGGUGAGUUGGUCGCAAAAGAUUGGAAAUUCAAGGCGCGUAGUGCGAUACGCAGUGUCAUGGGCAAGGGGAAGGAAAACUGGGAAGAUGGUCCGGGGUGGCAAAAGUUGAGGGAGAGGAUGGAUGAGUUGAAGAACAGAGAGUGA